This is a messenger RNA of Prorocentrum cordatum, 952 nucleotides long. The record is from the annotation of a GenBank genome assembly. Lineage: Eukaryota; Dinophyceae; Prorocentrales; Prorocentraceae.
GGCGCAAGGUGCCGGUUGAUCCAGUCGCGCUGCGACGCCUCCGUCUGGAGCAUCAUGGAGGACGUGCCGACGAAGUCCGAGAGCGAGCAGAGUUCGUUGGGCUUGGUCUUGGUCUAUGUGGGCGACUUCUUGCUCGCCGGCGGCAGUGAGACGAUCACCGCAGUGGAGGAGGUGAUGAUGGCGAUUUGGACGUGCUCGGUCCAAUCGCUCAUCGACCGUGCGCACCUGGGCACGAUCAGAUACCUCGGGCUUGAGGUUGAGGCGAGGGCCGACGGUGCGUUCGUGGCCCAUCCGGCCGCAUGCGUGGAGGACCUCUUGGGCGGGUGGCAGAUGACGAACGCCAAUGCGUGCGGCAACAUGUCCAUCGAGCCGCUUGGGGAGAAGAUUGACGCAGAGCCCGAACUCGGCGACGUGCGCCUCGCCCAGAAGCUCGGCGUCUUCGCCGACGCCAGUUUCGAAACCGAGUUCUCCCAGACGGGCGCCGCGGUGUACCUGGGCGGGGGCCUCAUCGACUGGCGAUCCGUCAGGCAGGCGCAGGUUGCGAGAUCUACGGCGGAGGCCGAGAUUGCGGCCCUGGCCAUGGGCGUCGUCAUGUUCGAGGGCGCGGAGGCGAGCCUCGCGAGCAUGAUGGUACAGCUGCCGCUCUCCAAGAUGUGGGGCGGCAGUGCCGCGUCGCUGUGCUUGGCCCGGGGCCAGGGCAGCUGGAGGACGCGCGCGCUUUCCAACAGGGCGUCGGCCCUCCGCAGCCGGAUGGAGAGCGAGACCCUUCAGCUCGACCACGUCGGGUCGAACGAGCAGCGGGCUGAUGGCCUCACGAAGGUUUUCUCGGUGCCCGCCAUGUCCCGGAUCAGGGGCCACUUCCGCCUCCGGGCUUUGUAAAUAUUGCGUGGCCGCAUCGUUUGUCGAGUGCGUCUUGCAUCAGAGACAGCGGGGGCCUCUGCUGUGCACCGGC